This is a messenger RNA of Anopheles cruzii, 1374 nucleotides long. RefSeq names its product tectonic-like complex member MKS1. The transcript has 4 exons. Gene Ontology annotation, cellular component: MKS complex. The record is from RefSeq and is a predicted model, not a curated record. Gene Ontology annotation, biological process: cilium assembly. Bases 1 to 1374 code for a protein of 457 amino acids. Lineage: Eukaryota; Metazoa; Arthropoda; Insecta; Diptera; Culicidae.
AUGUUUUCCAAUAGAAAACUACUGAAAACAGGAACUUACCGCACUCGUGAUUCCAUAGCGAACUUUCAGUUCAGAGUUACCAUCCAGAAGAUACAUUCUCUGAUUGAUAUGCCAACUUUGGAAGGACUCAGCAUAGCAUUGCCAAAUGUUCUACCGGAGGAGUCUGGUUCAAUCGAGACACAAACUAUAAAGUGGCAGGAAAAAGUGUUCAGCCGUUACGAGAUCGAGUACUACACUAUGAAGGACAACUGCAAAUCCGAACGCCAGAAACAGUACUUUCAACGAUUGAAGGCUGAACCCCAAGAACCAGCAAUACUUUUCACAUAUGUCGAUGGUGAUAGCUACUACCCGGAGGAUUUGGACGAUGUCAACCAAAAGAAUGUGCCACGUGUUUUGGGAGCAAGCACCCAAUCAAUGUACCUAAUGGCAGACCUCGGCCAGGACGUACUUCUAUAUAGUCUGCACUGGCUUGAGGACGAUGGUGUCCUCCUGGUGUACCCGGAUUUUAACCGUUUUACCGUCAAUCCAUACUAUCAUGAGGCGCGAGGGUCAAAUUUGCAAAUGUACCAUUACGCGCUGGAGAAAACCGAUGCCGCCGACCGGCUGACUGAAAUUAAAUCAGAUAACAAUGUCAUCGUUGCCAGCAAAAGCAACUUGCAUCUUCCGUUUACUAGAGAACUCGGGUUCUCAAUGCCAAAAAAGCUGCAUCGUGACGUGUUCGUGUUGCUAGAAAUGCUGUACGCCAGCGAAUUCAAAUAUGAUGUAUUGCAUAUACGAUACAGAGUGAAACUGCCGGAUGGUGUGAAAAUGGCCGAACAAUACAGUUCUGAAGAGAUCAGCAGCACGCACAGUUCCAGAAAAACGAACAAUCGGUGGCAUUUUGGUCACUGUGUUGAGCUACAUUUAACGCUGCCCGAAUCUAGGGAGCCAUUGCUUCACGUAGUGGAUUUGUACUUAGAAGCCAUCUCCAUCGACAGCUGCUGUAGAGAACGAUAUCUUGGCCACUCGCACCUUCCACUACCUUUGGUACCGGGAGGUGGCGAAAAGACAUUAAACUUUAUACAACUUAUCAAAAACGACAUGUUCGCGGAUCGCUUGGAAGCCUUUCUCGUCGGAAACCGCCGGGCUGUGGAUCUUGUUUCUUUCUAUGGCAAGACCGGACAAAACAUACUGAAUCGAUAUGGAAACGAAACCAGCUCAUCUGGCAAACUACUUGUUCGAUAUCAUAUCAUCCGCCAGCAUCAGCCAAAGGUGUUGAAUGAGGGAUUUUAUAAGGCCACUCUUAAAUCAAAAAAUAUUACCCUCAACCAAUUGAUUGCCUCUUAUCACGCAGCUCGGGAGCGCCUAGAAGAAUUUGUAGAGUUAAAAUACUAA